AAGCGCGGCGAGGAGCCCCCAGCGGCUUGGCGGAGGCGCUCCGUUUCCCCCGCCGAGCGGAGCAGCGCCGCGAGAAGAUUAUGGCACAGGCUCAAGGUUUUGGGAGAAGAUACCUUAAAGCCUUCUUCAAAGGUUUCUUUGUUGCUGUUCCUGUAACUGUGACCUUCCUGGAUAGAGUUGCCUGUGUAGCCAGAGUGGAAGGAGCAUCAAUGCAGCCUUCCUUGAAUCCUGGGGGAAGACAAGCAUCUGAUGUAGUGCUCUUGAACCAUUGGAGCAUUCGAAAUUAUGAUGUGCAACGUGGGGACAUUGUGUCAUUGGUGUCUCCUAGAAACCCUGAACAGAAGAUCAUUAAACGAGUGAUUGCUCUUGAAGGAGACAUUAUCAAAACUAUUGGGUACAAAAAGAAGUACGUGAAAGUUCCACAUGGGCAUAUUUGGGUGGAAGGUGAUCACCGUGGUCACAGCUUUGACAGCAAUGCAUUUGGCCCGACUGAAUAGUACCAAAAUACUUUUGGAGGGAAAGCUCCCCAGAAGAUUCCUGAUGCUGCAGUGUUGUAUGUGUCGACUAGCUGCAAGUGCUCCCUUUUGCCAAGUACAAUAUACUGUUUUCAUUCAGAUGCGUAGAUAUGUAAUUUUCUCUGUAACGAUAAAGGACUUGAGAAACAAGUUCAUAUACACAUGAGAUCUGUACUCAAAUAUGCUAUCAGCUCUUCUACAUUUUCAGCUUUUACUCAUUGUCAAAGUAACUUUGGGUGCCCUCACAAAUUUACUUGCAUCAGUAAAGACUUGAGGUUGCAACUCAAAGCAUUCUUUAAUCAACAUAAAGUCUGAUUAUAUUUAGUGAAUGGAGUCCUGUUGAGAGUAAGUCCACUCUUCCUAAAGUUGUUGAUAGUUAUUUUAAUGUUUGUAGAACCAGAAUGAAAUUUUGUUAACAUCAAUUUUCGAAGUACCUACUGUAUUUUGAAUUGAGGCCAAGGGUUCAGUAGAGCUGCAAAGCAUGUAACUGUAAAAUGACGUCAGUAGAUAAAUUAAACAAGAUAAAAAUGCUAAUGAAGGACACAGUCUCUAUGCCACAUUGAAUGGUGGAAGUUAGGAAGAAAUUUUUAUUCGCGCUGGAUCCCACUAUGCCUCAUAUCUUUCUACAUGCCUUACAGAGAAUAUUCCUGCAAAUAUUUAAUAAAUAUUUUUCUGAUAUCACAGUAUUUCAAUUACAA
Centrocercus urophasianus (Greater sage-grouse) is the source of this 1213-nucleotide messenger RNA. RefSeq names its product inner mitochondrial membrane peptidase subunit 2 (gene IMMP2L). The coding region runs from base 81 to 497 and encodes 138 amino acids. The record is from RefSeq and is a predicted model, not a curated record. Lineage: Eukaryota; Metazoa; Chordata; Aves; Galliformes; Phasianidae. Gene Ontology annotation, biological process: mitochondrial respiratory chain complex assembly. Gene Ontology annotation, molecular function: serine-type endopeptidase activity. The transcript has 6 exons. Gene Ontology annotation, cellular component: mitochondrial inner membrane peptidase complex; membrane.